Raphanus sativus (radish) is the source of this 1217-nucleotide messenger RNA. Its product is annotated as CRIB domain-containing protein RIC6-like. Bases 402 to 1037 code for a protein of 211 amino acids. The record is from RefSeq and is a predicted model, not a curated record. Lineage: Eukaryota; Viridiplantae; Streptophyta; Magnoliopsida; Brassicales; Brassicaceae. The transcript has 3 exons.
UCUUCCUUGUUUCUUUACUCCUGAAAUUUGAGGACUUUUAGGUGACUUUAUAUAUAUUUUUCUUUUACCAAACCAUUUCUUGUUUUUUAAUAUAGGAUAACCCGCUAAUUAAGAUAAACCUAGAACUUUCUGAGAUUGCAAUUUUCGUUCUUCAGUUUGGUUAUAUUUCAAAUCGAUUGUUUUCCUCAUUAUUUGAUUGCCGCGAACUUAUUGUGCUCUGGAAAAGUGAUCGUAUUUCAAAACAGCAUUUUGCUAUUGUAAAAUCCUUGUUUUAAUUUCCAAAAAUCCUUGUUUUAGCAUCUUCUUAAUUUUUUUUUCAUUUUCUAUUUCCGAUACUAGCUAGCAUUUGUUUUCUUCAUUUUCUUAUGUAAAUAAAUAGAAAACACCCGACUUCAAGAUCUAUGCAACUUACAAUGGCAAGCUCAAGUAUGAAAAGCCUAUUGAAAGGCCUCCGAUACAUUUCUCAAGUAUUUGAAAGCGGAAAAGAAGAAGAAGAGAUAGAGAUAGGGAAUCCAACGGACGUAAAGCAUGUUGCCCAUAUUGGUUGGGAUGGACCAUCUGCUACUCCUGCCUCUGCGCCAAGCUGGAUGAACGAGUUCAAAAGUAGUGAUGGAUUCGAAUCUGGCCAAGGAGGCGGAGAAGAUGAUUCAUCUGCGAGAUGUAUGUCUGAAUGUGGCGGUCAGACCAGAGAUUUACCAAAACUACCAAAAUCUACGAGGAAAGCGGCUUCCGAAAAAGGUUCUCCGACAAGGGAAAUAUCAUCGGACAAAACUAAACGCAGGUCUUCGAAAAAAGGAACAACAUCAUCGUCAAGAAGACAAAAGGAAGUGUCUGAACUAAAAGAGUUUUCUUCGUGGUCUAGUCCAAGUACAGGAACAUUACCGGAAGUUCCUAAGAAAUCAAGGAGGAAGAAGAAGGCUAAAGAAACUGGAGGAGGAGGAUCAACUAGAUCAAUUAGAAGAUCUGAUGUGGAUAACAUGUCUGAGACUGGUUCUGUGAGAUCUAUGCCUCAAUUCGACAACAGAGAUGACUUUUGAAAAUAAGAGACAGAAGAAGAGUUUUUCAUGCUUGGACAUGUAUGGCUAAUCAAUCCUCACUGAACAUACCAAUAUUAGAAUAUCUUCUUUAGCCUCCAGUCUUUGUACUAGUACCAUUCACUUUAAUUACAACAAUACUCUUAUUUUUUUUUUCUAUAUAUAACCGGAGAACUUGAACCU